Manihot esculenta (cassava) is the source of this 2451-nucleotide messenger RNA. Its product is annotated as L-ascorbate oxidase homolog. The transcript has 5 exons. The coding region runs from base 1 to 2451 and encodes 816 amino acids. The record is from RefSeq and is a predicted model, not a curated record. Gene Ontology annotation, molecular function: oxidoreductase activity; copper ion binding. Lineage: Eukaryota; Viridiplantae; Streptophyta; Magnoliopsida; Malpighiales; Euphorbiaceae.
AUGGCUGGGAUGGCAUUAAUGCUUAUUUUAUGCCUCUCAGCCGGGGCAAUGACAGGAGUCAGAAGUGAAGAUCCAUACCUAUUCUUCACAUGGAACGUCACCUAUGGAACUCUGUCUCCUUUGGGAGUUCCCCAGCAAGUCAUUCUCAUCAAUGAUCAAUUUCCAGGGCCUGUCAUCAACUCCACCACCAACAAUAAUCUUGUCAUCAAUGUCUUCAACAAUCUUGAUGAGCCAUUUCUUUUAACAUGGAGCGGCGUCCAGCAGAGGAAGAACUCAUGGCAAGAUGGAGUGCUGGGAACCAAUUGCCCCAUCCCUCCUGGAACCAACUACACUUAUCGUUUCCAAGUCAAGGACCAGAUUGGCAGCUUUUUUUACCACCCAAGCACAGCCUUGCACAGGGCAAGUGGAGGAUUUGGUGGCCUCCGUAUCAACAGCCGUUUGCUCAUCCCUGUUCCUUAUCCUGAUCCUGAGGAUGAUUACACUGUCAUUGUUAAUGAUUGGUAUACCAAGAGCCAUAAAACUCUCAGAAGCUACUUAGAUAAUGGAGGCUCUAUUGGCAGACCACAGGGUGUCCUCAUCAAUGGCAAAAAGGCUGAGGGCAAUGGCAAAGAUGAGCCUCUUUUUACUAUGAAGCCUGGAAAGACAUACAAGUAUAGGAUUUGCAAUGCUGGGCUUAAGACGUCCAUUAACUUCAGGAUCCAAGGCCAUACGAUGAAGCUUGUUGAGAUGGAGGGAUCCCAUGUGAUGCAAGAUGUAUAUCAGUCUCUUGAUGUGCAUGUGGGUCAGUGCAUGAGCGUGCUUGUGACAGCAAACCAGGAACCUAAAGACUAUUACAUGGUGGCUUCUACUCGAUUUAUAAAGCCUGUCCUCACAGGUAUGGGAAUCAUUAGAUACUCCAAUGGGAAGGGACCAGCAUCGGCUGAGCUUCCAGAGGCACCCGUGGGAUGGGCUUGGUCUCUCAAUCAAUUCCGUUCCUUUCGAUGGAAUCUCACAGCCAGUGCUGCCAGGCCAAACCCUCAGGGCUCUUACCAUUAUGGAUCCAUCAACAUCACCCGUACUAUUAAACUCUUUAACUCAGUAAGCAGGGCUGAUGGCAAGCUUCGUUAUGCCAUUAAUGGUGUUUCUCACACUGAUACAGAAACUCCACUGAAACUUGCUGAGUAUUACGGGAUUGCAGACAAGGUCUUCAAGUAUGACACAAUUCAGGACAACCCACCAGAAAAAAUCAACAAGAUUGUGACACAGCCUAAUGUUCUGAGCAUGACCUUCCGUAACUUUGUGGAGAUCAUCCUUGAGAAUCAUGAGAAUACAAUGCAAUCAUGGCACUUGGAUGGAUAUUCCUUCUUCACAGUAGCUGUGGAGCCUGGAACAUGGACACCUGAGAAGAGGAAGAGCUAUAAUCUUCAUGACGCAGUUAGCAGGACGACAGUGCAAGUGUUUCCAAAAUCUUGGGCAGCCAUCUUCUUGACAUUCGACAACGCUGGAAUGUGGAACAUAAGAUCUGAGUUGUGGGAGAGGAGAUACCUGGGUCAGCAACUUUACGCAAGUGUGCUUUCUCGUGCACGAUCUCUUAGAGAUGAGUACAACAUUCCUGACAAUGCUUUGCUCUGUGGGCUCGUCAAAGACUUGCCGAAGCCCCCACCUUACAAGCUAGCUCAGGUCGCUUCCUCCGAGAAGGUCAGCCGGCCGUCUGGUAAAGCUUCUUCUCGAGCUUCCAAGCCGAGCUCUCACAGCACUAAAUCGGCUCAGCCAUCUAGCCGUGGUGGGUUGAGCUCAAAGUCUACUGAACAAGUGGGACAAGGUGCUGCCCAUUCUACUGAGGAGGUGUCAAGGGGAAAGUUUAAGUCCCCUGCUGAAGACAAGGAGACCUCUGGGACGGGGAUGGAGAUCGUCCUCCUAGGGGAUCAAAGUCCAGAGGUUUCUGGUGAAAGUGCCCCUGUCCCUAUGAGGACUGAACCUGAGGGUUCUGAGGGCAUUCCAGCAAAGAUCGGAGGCAAGCGCCCAGCCUCUUCUGGAAAAUCUGCCUCUUCUCCUGUGACGGGCCUCUUUAUGGAGGUGGAUAUCCGUGAUCGCUCCCUCCGGGAGUCCGUAGAUCGCCGAAUUGAAGAGGCACGUCUGGAGGAGAAUAUAUCUGCCACCAGUGAUGCGAGGGGCAAUUUGGUAGCUGCUCGGGAGCAGAUCCAGUCCCUCCAGGUGGAAUUGCAUUCUGCGUUGGAGGCCCUCAAAAAGGCUGAAGAGAAAACAGCCGAGACGGCAAAGCAUACCUCGUCCUUAGAAGAUGAGUUGUCUCGGACGCGCAAUGUUCUCCAGGAGGCUGAUGAGAGGGCAGCUACCUUGGAGGUUCGCUGUAGAGGAGUGCUAGAGCAGCUGUCCUCUAUGACAGAGGCUCUCAAGAAGAGAGAUGAGGCCGUUACCAGAAAGCUGAAGUCCAGCGCCAAUUUGAUGCCUUAA